CAUAUAAUAUUUUGUAAUAUUGAAACUUUUAUUAUACAGCGUAAUCGAAAAAUUAUAAUGCACAAAUAAAAUUUAUGUUACGGCAGCCAUAUUGUUUCCAAAACAUAAACGAAAAGCAAUGUUCUGUGCAAUUUUUUUAUUUGCAAUUCCUAUAAAAACAUAUAUGAGCAAUUAAUUUAAAGGAAAUAAAGUUCAUACUGAAAAGAAUGCGAUAAAAGAUUGUUUAUCGAUUAAUGAAAACCUCGGUACCAAACAAUUGAUACGUUGUUAUCGUGAAGAAAAUAAGUGAUCAUGAAAGAAAUGUUAACUAAUCAAACUAGUUCAGGAUAUAGCAAUUCCUAUGUUAAUAAUAAUGGAGAUACCAAUAGCAAUAAUACAGCUGACAGUAAUGCAAGGAAAUAUGCUGUGCUAAGCACAGAAUGGGUAUCUGCAAUUGGGGAAGAGCUAGGAAUGCAUCCUUUGCCAGAUUCUUUAUUGCGAAGACUUGCAGAGGAUGCUUCAUAUCGUCUUAGAGAAGUUCUACAUAAAUGUGUAACAAGGCUGAAACACAGCAAGAGGAAACGUUUAACAUCUACAGAUGUAAAUGCUGUAAUUACUAAUCUGUGUGAUGUAGAUCCAGUAUUAGGUGCACCAGAAUCAAUGCCAGAGUAUCAUACAGAAGCAAAGGUUUUUGUUCCUAAUGAACGUAUUGUUAAUUUAGUACAAAAAAUAAAUGAGCCGCUUAAUAUAUCACAGAGCAAUGUACCUUUUAUUCAAGAAUCAGAAAUAUGUGAUGUAAGACUCACAGAAGCACGUAAUAAUUAUGCAAAGAAAGCAUUGAAAACUUUAUUCAAUGGAUCCCAAAAAACUUUUCAGGUUUUAAUUAACGAUUGUGCUACCAAUGCAUAUUUGGGUGGUGAAGGAGUUAUAGAUAAAUUAAUGUCAAUUGCUAGGUCCAUGGUAAUUUCCAAUAAUGCACAGUAUACAAGAGUAUCUACAAGAACUUGUCAACUUAUCAUUGCUAUUGCAAGCAAUAGCGAAGCUGUCUACCCCUAUCAUUUAACUUCGGUGGACAAAUUGACUGAAUUGCUGUUAGAAUUACUUCUUGGACAAAGUUUUAUAAAUUCAAAUCUUGAAACGCUUUUUAAAGAAUGCGCAUUAAAACUAAUGCUUCGGUGGCCGUUUGUCGUUGAUAAAUAUAUUCCAACAUUAGAGAAUGUGCUUUUAAAAGAAGAAAAAGAAAAUACAGAUGGAAGUAAAAAAAAGGCAAUGGCUAUGGAAUUAAUAGCAAGCAUACAGCCAUUAAUAUUUUUCCAACACGAACCAGAAUCUCCACUUUCUGUUCAUACUGUUUUAAACUUUGCUCCACCUGGUUCUGCACUUUGGCAAAAGAUAGCCCUUUCUGUCUGUGCCCUUCUGAAAUCACAAGCACAUAUCUUAGACAUUGAAGUUUUUAUGGAACAUUAUGGAGAUUCUUUAUUACCUUAUCUACCUAUUCCUUAUAAAAGUACAAUGAACGAACAUAAAAAACCUAUUCCCCUUCCUAUUAUUAUUAAAAGUAAGAUAAAAUAUGUAAACGUUAGACCUGUAACAAGCAGCCGACUGAUAUGGGAUCGGCAAACAGCAUUUCCCGAUUCCACUUUACGAGGUCCUAGGCGAGAAAUAAGAUUCGCAUUUGCUGGCGGACGACCUGUACCUUCGAGUAAUUUAAAGCGAGUUAGUUUAAGAGCCAAUUAUCAAAUUUUAAGAAGCGAUCUACAAGCAACCCUUGCACUGGUCGCAUCGCGAAGAAUACUAAUGCUUAAAGAUAAAAAGAAAAGAACCUUCGAUACUUACAAUCUACUGUACGGUUAUUUAUAAAUUUGUAUCAUGGAACAAAUCUUUAAGGAUGCUCAUCUCGGUAUAUAAUGUAAACAUUUUUUUUACCUUUCAGACGAUUUUUAUGAAAACAAAAUUAUUUAAAAUAACUUCGUCUUAUUUCAAAACACAUAUAAAUAUAUUAAUUUUAAUAUUUCCUCGUUAAAGCGAGAAAACAGUACUCCGUAUUCGUAUAGUAUGUAUUUAUCCUUUGUUAUUUAAGAUCCUACUCACAGUAGCACGUUUGUUUAAUAGCUUCCGCUGUAAGUAUAAUAAGAAAUGUUUAUUAAAGCAAUAAUAAGAAAAAGACUGACACAGCGA
This is a messenger RNA of Osmia bicornis bicornis, 2157 nucleotides long. RefSeq lists its product as uncharacterized. NCBI's taxonomy places the organism in Eukaryota, Metazoa, Arthropoda, Insecta, Hymenoptera, Megachilidae. Gene Ontology annotation, molecular function: RNA polymerase II general transcription initiation factor activity; protein heterodimerization activity; transcription coactivator activity. Gene Ontology annotation, cellular component: SLIK (SAGA-like) complex; SAGA complex; transcription factor TFIID complex. Gene Ontology annotation, biological process: RNA polymerase II preinitiation complex assembly; transcription initiation at RNA polymerase II promoter. Bases 292 to 1839 code for a protein of 515 amino acids. The record is from RefSeq and is a predicted model, not a curated record. The transcript is spliced from 7 exons.